Messenger RNA from Polyodon spathula (Mississippi paddlefish), 4789 nucleotides. Its product is annotated as phosphatidylserine synthase 1-like. Gene Ontology annotation, molecular function: L-serine-phosphatidylethanolamine phosphatidyltransferase activity. The record is from RefSeq and is a predicted model, not a curated record. Gene Ontology annotation, biological process: phosphatidylserine biosynthetic process. The transcript is spliced from 13 exons. Lineage: Eukaryota; Metazoa; Chordata; Actinopteri; Acipenseriformes; Polyodontidae. The coding region runs from base 37 to 1452 and encodes 471 amino acids.
UGCACAGUGGCUGGGAAGCAGACCGCUUUUGCUGAGAUGGGGCCUGCCUCAGAAUGCCGGACCCUAAGCAAAGACGAUGUCAACUACAAAAUGCAUUUCCGUAUGAUUAACGAACAGCAAGUGGAAGAUAUCACCAUUGAUUUCUUCUACAAACCCCACACGAUCACGCUGCUCACUUUUACCACAGCCAGUCUCAUGUACUUUGCUUUUACUAGAAAUGAUUCAGUGCAAGAAGACAAUCUGUGGGUAGGCAUGGUCUUGGUGAUUUUCUUCUUUCUAAUCAUCAGUGUUCUCGCAUUUCCUAAUGGGCCGUUUACAAGACCACAUCCAGCAAUAUGGCGCAUGGUUUUUGGUCUAAGUGUGCUAUACUUCCUUUUCCUGGUGUUUGUGCUCUUUCUGAACUGGGAGCAGGUGAAGGGGGUCAUGUACUGGCUGGACCCUAACCUACGCUAUGCCACUCGUGAAGCUGACAUCAUGGAAUAUGCUGAAAACUGCCACGACAUCACAUGGGAGCGGAUUGUCAGCCAUUUUGACAUCUUUGCAUUCGGGCAUUUCUGGGGAUGGUCCAUGAAGGCCCUUCUGAUCCGCAGUUACGGUCUCUGCUGGACAAUCAGUAUCACGUGGGAGAUGACAGAGCUUUUCUUCAUGCACUUGUUGCCUAACUUUGCGGAAUGUUGGUGGGAUCAAGUUAUUCUGGACAUUCUUCUUUGCAACGGGGGUGGGAUCUGGCUUGGAAUGACUGUGUGCCGCUUCUUGGAGAUAAGGACUUACCACUGGGCAAGCAUCAAAGAUAUUCACUCCACCACAGGCAAGAUCAAGAGAGCCGUGUUACAGUUCACUCCAGCCAGCUGGACCUAUGUGCGCUGGUUUGACCCUAAGUCAUCUUUUCAGCGGGUGGCAGGAAUCUACCUCUUCAUGAUAAUCUGGCAGCUCACAGAGUUGAAUACAUUUUUCCUGAAACAUAUUUUAGUGUUCCAAGCCUGUCACGCACUGAGCUGGUGCAGAAUUCUGUUCAUUGGCAUCAUUACAGCCCCCACUGUACGGCAGUAUUAUGCCUAUCUCACUGAUACACAGUGUAAAAGAGUAGGAACUCAGUGCUGGGUGUUUGGUGCCAUUGCAUUCUUGGAAGCUCUUAUCUGCAUUAAAUUUGGGCAAGAUCUGUUCUCCAAAACUCAGGUCCUUUACGUAAUCCUUUGGCUUCUGUGCGUGGCUUUGAUUACUUUCCUCUGUUUGUAUGUGAUGGUUUGGUACGCAGAAUACACUGGACAGAGGCCACAGACAUAUUCUGAGAGUGAAGACAGUAGCUACCUUGAUUCACCAUGUUUCCAGUAUGAGAAUUUAAAAGAACGCGACUCGGUAAUUGCUUCACACUCCACUGAGCACAGCACAUCAAGACGGAGAAAAGGAUCUUCCAAGGCCAAAUCAACCAAUGGAGUGAGUGGCAAGAAGUAAGAGGACACAAUGUGAAGAGAAUGCCGGACUGUGCCUAGACGUAGAAUAGAGCUGAAAAGGGCUUGGAACACGUUGAUGGAAUACAGUUAGCAGGGUGCACGUGGAAAUCAGACUUGAUUUUAAAAAAAAAAAAAAAGAAAAGAAAAGCAACAGAAGCUAAAGGCUGGAAUCUUCAAUCAAUUUCAGAUCAUCGCUUACUCUUAACCUCACCACUUGUAGGUCUGUUGUAGUGUUUUCGGUUGCCUGUGACCAACCUAAUUAUUGGGAAUCAAUAUCAAAAGUGUGUGUGCGUGCGUGUUUUGGUUUGUUUGUUUGUUUUUAAGCAGCAGAGGCGCUUUUAUAAAUUGAGAGGUGAUGUGUUGAUGUUUUAUAGGCAGAAUGUUUUGAUCAAGCAGCUGCUCUGACACACCUGUGACUGAGCUGGUUUAAUUUGUUUACUCUCGCUAGAUAAAUCAUAAUAAAGCACACACUUUUUUUUCACUUUCUAACUUGCCUGUUGCUUUAAAAUGAUAGCUUUGUGUACAGACAGAUGUGUCCUGUUUUCCUUGAACUUGAUUCACUGAGAUGAGAUUUUUCUGAUGUUGCUUGCAAUGCCAGUUCUUAAUCUGCUGUAAGAUGGAUGUCUUCCCAGCUCCAUUUUCUUCUUCAGAUGUUUAUUCUAGAUUCCAUUAGACAUUCCAUUAUAUUGGUUUAACCCCCUGAAUGAAUAAACCCUCUUCGAUUGGCUAAUCUAAAACAGGGAAAAUGGCUGGUUUCAUGAAAUCAACCCUCACUCCAGGACUUACUAGCACCAGUUACUAUAUUAAAAAAAAAAAAAAACUUCACUAAGACUGUCUAACUAUGCUAUUCCGUGCAAAUGAAAACUGGUAUAUCAACAAAAAAGAGGGAUCUAGGUAUAUCUACAACAAUCUAUUUAUAUCCACUGUGUUGGAUAUAAUACAGUAAUAUAUAGUUCAGUUUUUGAUUUAUUAACUGUAUGGUUUUAUUAUAAGCACUCCAAGGCAUACGUCUUUUAACAUGCAUAUCAUCAGAGAACUGUUUACUUUUGAGAGAGCCAUUAAAAAUAUUGUGCACAAACUAAACCUACCCAGGUAGGCGAUUUAGUGCAAGUUAUUUAGCUUAAAUUAUGUAAGAUAAUAUAUAGCUUAAAGGUAAAGACACUCCAUUGCCACAUACAAAUUGUGGGUUUAGAACAAUAAUUGCUGAAUGCUUCCUAUGCUAUUUUCAGAUCGCCAUUACCUUCACGGUACCCAUAUGGAAAGUAUGCUGACCUGUGGGGAUCUAAUUGUAAAUGCUGUUACUUUGUUAUGUGCUCAAGUGUAAGGCCUACCUCUCUGGAGUGUUGUCCUACAUAAAUAGUUUUGUUUUCACUCCAUUUUGUAAAAUAAGAAACAUGUUGAAGUAUCAAGUGAAGCAAAAACAACAUCCGUUUAAAAUAACUCCUGCUGAAAAACUGAUGAUCUAACCAGCUUUAGCUGAGUUUGGGAGUCAAAACUACUGUUAUCAAACAAAAGCUUAUAAACAUUGUAGGGGAUGUUUUGCAGGCACAAAUACUCCCAAUUACCUAAAUUAGACAUAGUUUGCCUGAGGAAUCACGUGAAAUAAGAUUGUGUGUAUUACACUAAUUAUUUAGAAAUGUAUUAAAAGAAAGACAUAUUGUAAAUAGGCAAUAGUAUGAAGUUCACCUAAAAAUUAAAAUACCUAUUUGUAUUUCUGUUUCCAAAGAAACCGUCAGGUUUAAGUUUUCACUGCUUUUUUUGUAAUCUUUAUAAUGUGCGUAACAUUUCUUUUGAGGGGGAUCUAAAAUAAAUAUAUAGUGCUCUCUAUGAUUUUGUAGAACGGGAGCACUGAAUAAGAUUUAGUCGUCCACUGCCGUCCCCCACCCCCCAUACAUAAUUCAUUAAACAAAAGCUUUGAAACAGUCAACUGGAUUUAAAAAAAAAAAAAAAUUAUAAGGGAGUUCAAAUUUAAAUGAUUCAUCGAGAGACACUUUUCCAUAUGAGUUUAAGGCAGAACUUGGUGGGACUAUAUACUUAAAGAACCCUACAGUUUGGUAUGGGUCAGAUUGUAAGGUUGCUUUCCUCAACAGUAACUGGCACCCCCCACCCUGUCCAUGAAACCAGCUAUCCUGUCCAUAGGCCAUAGCUGUGUACAUCUUUAGAGCUGCAGCUGGGAUCUCAGUCCUGUAUAUUAAAUCACCAUUGCAGUUAAUAGAUGCAGUUCCACUGGUUCUUCGCAUGAUCUGUAAAAUAUUGAAAACAUACUGUUCCUACCCUAUAUGCAAAAGUUGUGUGGCUGUAAUUGUUUUGUGACGUCCAGUGUGUAUUUGUAAAAAAAUAAAACUUAUGUCCAAAGUCCACUCCAUUUUAUCUUCUGUGUGUUACUUCGAGAAAGACUUAAGUCAGUAUGAUAUACUUUAUGUAAAAAUUAACUCAGAAAAGUUAGAAAAUGUGUUGAUCAGAAACUGAAUGUGUAAAAAAAAAACAGACAAAUUAUUGAUGGAAUGACCCUGUCAUGUCUACACUCCAGUUUCCUUAUCAAAACAGUAACAUUGUACUGGGUCUGUGCCAAUGAUUUAUGGUUUUGUAUUCUAAUUUCCUUUGCAGUAUUUGGAAGAGGUUAGUCGAUAGUUUUUAGACAGGAUCUGGUUGUUCAUAAGGUACUUUUACAGUAAGUAAAAGAUUGUGAUAAUCUGAAAAUGUAUCCAUGCAGUAUUGUCUGGGUACACUCUUAAGCUCUUAUAAACUUUGGAGAUGCAGCUGAUGUAAGGGUAUGGAAAACAUGUACAAGCUAUAAUCCAUCUGUGCACAUAAAACUGUUGCUAGUGGAUACAUUUGAUGGUGACAGUUGUGUGAAAAACAGUUUUAAAUGUUAACAUCCAGUCUGUAAAGGGUGAAUUUAUUGAGCCCAAGGAACAGUAUUUGCUAUUGUUUAGUUUCGAAUAGAACCACUCCUAAAUGUAUUUGUAUGUUGUGUGCUGAAUUCAGAAAAAAAAAAACCUGCAUGUUGUAAUACAGGUAGCUGUAUGUAAACUAAUGCACAUGCCGUGUAGUGAAUAACUGUCUGUAACAUUAAGUGAAGCUUUAUGUAUACAGUAUAACUGUGACUGUCUUCUCUCAGGAAAGUUUGUGAUACUAGAAAAUGAAUGAAUUUGAAAUAAACCUACAAAAAUAACCCUAUCCACAUUUGUUCUAUUGACAGUUUUGUACAUAUUGCAAUUAUUUUAUUCAUCUGUUUACUGUAGCAUUUUUAUUUAUUUACUUGCACUAUUAAUGCUUGCUGAUAAAGUGCCCAGAUCAUGUAUUAAUAUGUAUCCAGCUCAAAUAAAAUAGUUAAA